AAAGAAAGUCGUAUCCACGAUCUCUCCCAGGUUCGGUCACCGAAAAUCACCGGUUUCACCCCACCCCCCUCUACUCCUCGUUUUCCGCUCGCUCCUGUACUUGCUCUGCUGUGCGCCUGUGCUAGCCAUCUACUAUAAUUAUACUCGAUCAAGACUCGGUGAGAUUUCGAUUUUAGAACCAGCCGUUUUUUAUCCAAAGAUUCAAUUUACUGGUUUCUAAUUAACUUUCGUGCUCACAGAACCGUUGAAAUUUAGGGUUUCGUUUAUUCUGCAUGACUCUUUCCAGACUUCUUUUUGUGUAACUUUUACUGUUUCAGUCUAUUGGAAACUCUAGCUAUUCAGUAGUAUGGUUCGUAUUUGAAACUAAAAGUUGUUUUUGAUAACUAAUUUACGUACAAAAUUGCAGCCGCUAUGCCGUAUUUUAUAUGGACUUUUUUGUUGUGUUGAAGAAGAAUUUGUUUGUUCUUGACACGUUAAGCGGGAAAUGCGGUCAAGAUUUCGAGAUAGUGAACGUUCAGGCUAGGCAUAUAAAAGUGAGGAAGUACUUUGCAGUUAUUCAUUACUUGGCCUGGGUUUAGAGGACAGUCAGAAUUGGAUUAGUUUGUCAAUCCGAGCUCCAGAAGUCUUCAGGCAUCUUGUAUUCCAUGGAUACUAACAGAACUGCUGAUGAGAAGUCUGAAAGCAGGCUCUAUGUUGGCAACCUGGAUCUUAGGAUUUCAGAUGAGCAUGCAGGAAGCUCAACUUGCCAAGGAAAAGAUGCAUGCAAAGUUGGUUUGUGGGCGCCCAUUGAGCAUCCGGCUUGCCAGUGAAAAGUUAUUGAUGGAAGGUGCAGAAAAUCCUUCCAAAGCAGUAGGCGUGACAGCCAAAUCUUACCUCUCUGGAGGUUCAUCAUCAACACGGAUGAGUCGUGGUGCCAAAAUAGCUGCAAUAAAGAACAAACUGAAGUCAAUGGAAGAGGAAGUCGGCCACAGUUCAAAACGUCACAAACCAGAAGACAGUUUGCAAUAGUUCGCAUUUUAUUUUUAUAAUAUAGGACAGGGUUUAACUCCCUAGACAUGCAUAAGAUUUGUGCCUCUUACAAACAUCUUCUGAUUUUAUGCUCUUUAUUUCAAAAGAAGUCAAGUUCAUUGCUGUGUACUAUAUGCUACAAUUAUGAUUUUCAUUUCAUUUCAUUUGUACUACGUAUUUUGGUAGACUAGAGUUAAAUUCAUAAGUUUCAAAUAAAGGAAUUGUGACAUCA
Molecule: messenger RNA, 1240 nt
Organism: Cuscuta epithymum
Lineage: Eukaryota; Viridiplantae; Streptophyta; Magnoliopsida; Solanales; Convolvulaceae
Source: the annotation of a GenBank genome assembly